AUGUCUUCCAUCUUCGCCAUCGCCGGUUACACCUGUGCCCCCGCAACCAUCACCUACGAUGAUGACGAUAACCUCAUCAACGUCGUGAUGAACCUUGGUCCCAAGGGAACAUACACUUACAAGACUGACAACAUCCCCUCUGGGAAUCUUCACCCGUUCGCCGGUCAGAUCUUCUACAACGACCUGGCCACUCUUGACACCACACAGGGUGUCGGAUACAAGCUUCGCACCGGCGGAAAGUAUGCCGUCGUAACGAUCGGCGACGAGGAUCAGCCCACCACGGCAGUGGUUGCUGCCUACAACGAGAGGAUCGUAGGGAAGAAGUCGAACGAGGGCGAAGGCGACUGGACUCUGGCGCAAGUAAAGGCCGGGCGUCGGAGUCCCAAGGCGCCUGCGUCGUCGGCAGGAGACGACUACUACACUGCAAUGCCCACACUUCCCUUUCUAGGAGCAUACGACAGCCUGGAAAGACGUUCUGGAAGCCAGGAAGCGCCGAUUCCCAGACAACUCAAUGGGUUAAAUGCUCGCGCGAUCGGAAGUAUAACUGAUUCAACAUCCCGGAGUUUGAUAAUAGUAGGAAUUACUUGCGGAACUCUUGCAGCUGUUGUUCUACUCGGAAUCAUAGUAUAUCUCGUUAUACGAAAUCGCCGCAAAUCCCAGAGCGAGAUACAGCAUCGUCGGCAUCGCAAUUCUGUUCCAGUUUCUUCCCGCAUUCGAAAUGGCUACACUCGCACUAGAGGGUCAAGCAACUCGACAGCAACAUCUGGGGAGCGCUCAAUGGGAGAGGUACCUCAAGGCUACUUCAAGUCUUGGUCCUCGCGUUCAAAAAAUGCUUAUUUAAGCCUGCCACUUAUGGGAAUGACUUCGUCAGAAAAUCUCGCACAAAGUCAUAGUCAGCCACAGGGACAACUCUAUGAUCCCGAGUCAGCAACAGGUCUUCCUGCACCGUCCAAAAAUAAAUCGAGAAAGUCGACCCGAGAACGUCUACGCCUGGACACUUCCAUUCUGGCCCCAUCUCCUAGACUGAGCAACAUCCCUUCUCCUCAAAAGCACAUGUCCAGCCCCAGACACCGUUCGUCAUCCCUCAUGAAAAGCGCAACUACCCCGCCCCCUCUUGCAAAAUACUUCACUCAAUCGCCCAAGCCGAAUGCCGGCGGCCAGCCCAUCCGCCCCCAUGCUGAACUUCGGGUAGGCGACACUCCCGUGGAUAUCAAUCGACGCUCACGUGGUGGUGCGUCAGGCUUCGCCGGACUGGGCUCGUUUGUUCCCCCACCGCCACCUUCUUGGGCUUCGAUCUGGCCGACCGAGAGUGGGUGGACUGGGCCUGGAGGAGAGCCCAGUAUUCGUGAUGAAGAUUUUGGAUCAGAUUCGGGAGAGGAUUGUGACGAAAAGAAACCCAGGACGGAUUCAUCCGGGGACGAUUUUGACCCAGAAAACCUACGACUAGAUCACUCGGAUGGGGAGGACGAGGGCGAUUCCAAAGUACAAUAUGCCAUGGAUAAACGGACAAGGAACGGCACACCUGAACCAUUCAGGUUAACUCCGAUGGCACUACAGGGCAAUGGAAACCCCCGGGGGAGCAUGGACGACGUGAGCACGCCCUUGUCCGAGGGGAUUACAUCUCAAUUCCCCAUGUCAUCUCCCCGUACUAUCCCAGUGGAAUUAAAAUCCCCUACUCUCGAUCUUCAGGACGACUUUACUACCCAUACAGACCAAGGCCAAUCUCUUGCCCGCACAGCAACCGGGCGAUUAACGCUUGCAUUCGGAUCCAAGUCUACGCUCUCGGAGAAGGCUCAACGCUCGAAUACGAAGUCGUCGUCUCGCUCGGGCAGGACAACCCGAUCGAGUCCUUCCAAGACACAUAGUCGUAAUGCAUCAUCAACUCAUUUAUCCGUUGCCCGUUCGGGCACUCGGGUGACCCGCUCAAGCACUGUGCGCACCGAAAGGAGUGAUUGGACCGACCCUCCUGAAACUCCCGUCUCGACUAUCAGCGGUCAUGUCAUGUCCGCUCUCACAGGGCACGUAACCACCCCCUUGCUGCGUAGUAUGGAUUCGUUGAGAAGGGCUGGGUCCGAAUAUUUUAGGCAACGCGGGAAUGACGGCGGCGCUCCGGAGCCGCCGAUGCCUAGUCUCCCUGUUUCUGGGGUGCCUCAUCCCUCGGGAUCAAGCCCGAGGUCUGUUUCUGUGAGAAAGCUGCCUGAUGUACCACCCGUUCCUCCCAUCCCUCAACGGUAUGCAACCGAGCCCCGGCCACUACCGGUCCCUGAACCUCUCAGUUCUCUACUUCCGGCGCCCCCCAUUCCACGAUCAGCGUCUCUAAAGGUGGACCUCGAUGAAAAGGAGAGUGCACCCACUCAUCCUCUAUCGAUGGGAGCCACCCCAUCAGGUAUACGACCACUUCCUGUUCUUCCUGUCACCCAAUGA
Rhizoctonia solani is the source of this 2424-nucleotide messenger RNA. RefSeq lists its product as uncharacterized. The record is from RefSeq and is a predicted model, not a curated record. NCBI's taxonomy places the organism in Eukaryota, Fungi, Basidiomycota, Agaricomycetes, Cantharellales, Ceratobasidiaceae. The transcript is spliced from 6 exons. The coding region runs from base 1 to 2424 and encodes 807 amino acids.